Molecule: messenger RNA, 648 nt
Organism: Stereum hirsutum FP-91666 SS1
Lineage: Eukaryota; Fungi; Basidiomycota; Agaricomycetes; Russulales; Stereaceae
Exons: 4
Coding region: 1-648 (215 amino acids)
Source: RefSeq, a predicted model, not a curated record
AUGGCAUCUCUCGGGGAAACUCUUGGUGCAAUCGAGCUUGGAGUCUUAUUCGCAGCAAUACUGUACGGGGUAUUGCUCGUGCAAGUCCACAACUACUAUCAGCAGCACUUCAACGACGGGAUCUGGGUCAAGGGUUUGCUGACUGCUCAUAGGUCGAUCGAAACUGCUCAUAUGGCUUUCAUCAUCGUCUACAUUUAUAUCGUUACUGUCAAGUACUUCGCCGACGGUGCUUUCGCAUGGACUGGGUAUGUAUGGCCAUUAGCGUAUUCAGUCACGUUUGCCAAUAUCAGCGCAGCACUUGUCCAGGGAUUUUUUUCUUAUCGGAUGUAUAUGCUAUCCAGGCGGUGGUACCUCCCUCUGUUCUCAUGGACUUUCAAUAUCAUUCGAUUGGGAAGCGCAAUCGCCGCCAGCGUCGUCGCCACAAACACCGGAGACCUACUCUCAUUUUUCCAGGAUCACGAGCUGUUGAUUCUUUUGGGCCAGGGUUCUGGUCUUAUCGUUGACAUUUUCAACACUGUCUGUCUUUGCAUUCUUCUUUGGUCUCAUCGGCGUAUUUCCAACAGAAAUAGGGGGACUAUUGAUAAGUCAAUCUUAUGGACCGUUGGUACGUACUCCUUUUCGUUGAUGGGUAUGCCAGUUGAAUGCUGA